This is a messenger RNA of Trichechus manatus latirostris (Florida manatee), 307 nucleotides long. Its product is annotated as 60S ribosomal protein L37a-like. Lineage: Eukaryota; Metazoa; Chordata; Mammalia; Sirenia; Trichechidae. The coding region runs from base 1 to 276 and encodes 91 amino acids. The record is from RefSeq and is a predicted model, not a curated record. The transcript has a single exon. Gene Ontology annotation, cellular component: ribosome. Gene Ontology annotation, biological process: translation. Gene Ontology annotation, molecular function: structural constituent of ribosome.
AUGGCUAAACGCACCAAGAAGGUUGGGAUCGUCGGGAAAUAUGGGAGCCCUUAUGGCGCCUCCCUCAAGAAAAUGGUGAAGAAAACUGAAAUCAGCGAACAUGCCACGUACACUUGUUCCUUCUGUGGCAAAACCAAAAUGAAGAGACGAGCUGUGGGGAUCUGGCACUGUGGUUCCUGCAUGAAAACAGUAGCCGGUGGCACCUGGACCUACACCACCACCUCUGCAGUCACAGUAAAGUCCAUCAGAAGACUGAAGGAAUUGGAAGACCAGUAGAAGCUCCACCAUUUUGAAAUAUCUCUAGCCU